Molecule: messenger RNA, 1175 nt
Organism: Phyllostomus discolor (pale spear-nosed bat)
Lineage: Eukaryota; Metazoa; Chordata; Mammalia; Chiroptera; Phyllostomidae
Gene: GPX4
Product: glutathione peroxidase 4
Exons: 7
Biological process (GO): response to oxidative stress
Molecular function (GO): glutathione peroxidase activity
Source: RefSeq, a predicted model, not a curated record
CUGCUGGCGCCCAGUCCAGAGCCCGCAGAGUGAGGGCGCCCCUUGGGCUGGUUAAUCCACCGCCCCUCCCCCGCCCUGUACGCCCUGGGACACUGCGCAGUGGCGUCACAGAUGAGCGGCUGGGAACCCUGGUUACCGGUCCUUUGUUCCCCGGGCGCGGCACUCGGUAGGCACCGGUGCAUCUGGAGAAGGAUUGUCAUGGGCCGCGCAGCCGCCUGCUCCCGGGGUCGCUGCAAACGGCGGCGCCGGUUGCCUAGCAGGCGGCGGCGCUGCCGACGCCGGCGCCGGCGCCGCCGCCGCCGCCGCUCCCCCAGGCGGCGGAAGGCACCGGCCUGCGGGCGCCGGAGGGCACCCCCCCGCCGGAAGGAACCCUGUCCCGAAUGCCUGGAACGGGCACAGCCUGCGGCCUGGGAGAGUGGCUGUUGUGUCGAGUAUCAGGAUCCGUGCGCGUCCCGCGACGACUGGCGCUGUGCUCAGUCCAUGCACGAGUUCUCAGCCAAGGAUAUCGACGGGCACAUGGUUAACCUGGACAAGUACCGGGGCUUCGUGUGCAUCGUCACCAACGUGGCCUCGCAAUGAGGCAAAACAGACGUAAACUACACUCAGCUCGUCGACCUGCACGCCCGAUAUGCUGAGUGCGGUUUACGGAUCCUGGCUUUCCCUUGCAACCAGUUCGGGAGGCAGGAGCCAGGGACUAAUGCAGAGAUCAAAGAGUUCGCUGCCGGCUAUAAUGUCAAAUUCGAUAUGUAUAGCAAGAUCUGUGUGAAUGGGGAUGACGCCCACCCGCUGUGGAAGUGGAUGAAAGUCCAGCCCAAGGGAAGGGGCAUCCUGGGAAAUGCCAUCAAAUGGAACUUCACAAAGUUCCUCAUUGACAAGAACGGCUGCGUAGUAAAGCGGUAUGGUCCCAUGGAAGAGCCCCUGGUCAUAGAGAAGGACCUGCCCUGCUACCUGUAGCUCCACAAGUGUGUACCCUCCAUCCGAGCCCACCACCCGUGCCCCUCGGAGCCUUCCACCCGGCACCCAUGACAGUCUGUCUAAAAACCAGCCCACUGGUGGGGCAGACCUGAGAACCUGGCGUGCACCCCUGCCGGAGGAAGGCCCUCGGCCCGGCCUGGAUUGUAGCUCGGUACCCCCACCCCCUGGCUGUCUUGUGGGAAUAAAACAUACAAAUUGGC